Striga hermonthica is the source of this 167-nucleotide messenger RNA. The record is from the annotation of a GenBank genome assembly. Lineage: Eukaryota; Viridiplantae; Streptophyta; Magnoliopsida; Lamiales; Orobanchaceae.
GACGCCGAGCCGCCAUUAACGCUGCCAUCAACCUCCACCACCGACUGCUGCCUUGCUGCCCUAGCGUGAAGUCACUCAUCGUCACGCGAUCGUCUCCAUCAACCACCAGCGAGCCGAGCGUGAGCCGUCGAGCCCCGUUGUGCACCCUCGACGACCUCCCUCGUUUC